Molecule: messenger RNA, 2766 nt
Organism: Rubroshorea leprosula
Lineage: Eukaryota; Viridiplantae; Streptophyta; Magnoliopsida; Malvales; Dipterocarpaceae
Source: the annotation of a GenBank genome assembly
AAUGCGUUAUUUCCGGUCUCUCUCAGCCUUCUCUCUAUAAAAAUUUUCGCAGUUUUUUUCUGUAUCCUGUUUCUUUGUUCAACUUAUCCAAACAAUGAUAUUCUCCAAGCUUGGGCGUUCGGUUUCGCGAUCUUCUCGUUACAGAAAUUUAUUGUGCAACAAUGGAGGUGGUCGGAGAUCGAUGGUUUUGCCCAGUGUGGAUGGGUACCUGGAGAGAAUCAAUGGAGAUUUGGGGUUGUUGAGAACUUAUUUAACUUCAAUAGGAGCUCCGAAGGAGUUCAAUUCCAAGGCCUAUUUAUCGGAUUUGAAUUAUGUUCUUGCUAACCCUAGAUAUCACCGGUUUUUCUCCAGUGAACCGCCAAAGAAGAAGAAUUAUGAGAACUUCUAUCCAAAGGAAAAGAAGGAAAUUCCAAAGCAGAAUGAGCAAAAAUCCGAGUCUAAACAGGAUUCAAACACAGAUGAUCAGGGGAAUUUUCAGGAAACGUUUGUCAAGUAUUUUGAAAGUUUACUCACUCCUCUCUUAGUGAUUGCACUAUUUCUUUAUUUCUCUCCUUUGGGAGCCAGUGAGCAGCAACAGAUUAGUUUCCAAGAGUUCAAAAACAAGCUUCUGGAACCAGGUUUAGUUGACCAUAUAGUUGUUGCUAACAAAUCAGUUGCAAAGGUGUAUGUGAGGAGCACACCUAAGAAUCAAAUAAGUGAUGAUGUUGUCCAAGGGCCUGUGGAUGGUACAUCUGCACAAGGACGUGGGGGUCACUAUAAAUACUACUUCAAUAUUGGAAGUGUUGAAUCUUUUGAGGAGAAGUUGGAGGAAGCCCAAGAAGCAUUAGGGAUUGACCCACAUGAUUAUGUUCCUGUGACAUAUGUCUCUGAAAUGGUCUGGUACCAAGAGUUAAUGAGAUUUGCUCCAACAUUAUUGCUUCUGGGAACCCUCAUGUAUAUGGGAAGAAGAAUGCAGGGUGGACUUGGUGUUGGUGGUGGUGGUGGGAAGGGUGCCCGUGGAAUUUUCAACAUUGGGAAAGCCCAUGUAACCAAAGUGGAUAAAAAUGCCAAAAAUAAGAUCUAUUUCAAAGAUGUUGCUGGCUGUGAUGAGGCAAAGCAAGAGAUUAUGGAGUUUGUGCACUUUCUCAAGAAUCCGAAGAAAUAUGAAGAGCUAGGAGCAAAGAUUCCAAAAGGUGCUCUUUUGGUUGGCCCUCCUGGCACAGGAAAGACCCUCCUAGCAAAAGCAACUGCUGGGGAGUCUGGUGUGCCUUUUCUAUCUAUAUCUGGUUCAGAGUUCAUGGAGAUGUUUGUAGGUGUUGGACCAUCCAGGGUUAGGAACUUGUUCCAAGAAGCAAGGCAGUGUUCUCCUAGUAUAAUAUUUAUUGAUGAAAUCGAUGCAAUUGGUCGAGCAAGGGGGCGUGGAGGCUUCUCAGGAGCUAAUGAUGAACGUGAAAGUACUCUAAAUCAAUUGCUAGUGGAAAUGGAUGGUUUUGGAACUACUUCUGGAGUAGUUGUCCUUGCUGGCACUAACAGGCCUGAUAUUUUAGACAAAGCUCUACUGAGACCUGGGCGAUUUGAUCGCCAGAUUACUAUAGAUAAGCCCGAUAUUAAGGGGCGUGAACAGAUAUUUCAGAUCUACCUGAAAAAGAUUAAACUCGAUCAGGAUCCUUCAUAUUACUCUCAGAGACUUGCAGCCCUGACCCCUGGGUUUGCUGGAGCUGACAUUGCAAAUGUUUGUAAUGAAGCUGCUCUAAUAGCUGCAAGGAAUGAAGGGACGCAGGUUACGAUGGAACAUUUUGAGGCAGCUAUAGAUAGGAUAAUUGGUGGUCUGGAGAAGAAGAACAAGGUAAUAAGCAAGCUUGAACGCAGGACUGUUGCUUACCAUGAAUCAGGUCAUGCUGUUGCUGGCUGGUUCUUGGAACAUGCAGAACCCCUCUUGAAGGUAACUAUUGUUCCCCGUGGAACAGCAGCACUUGGAUUUGCUCAGUACGUUCCAAAUGAGAACCUUCUCAUGACAAAGGAACAACUUUUUGAUAUGACAUGCAUGACCCUUGGUGGUCGAGCUGCUGAACAGGUUUUACUUGGAAAGAUAUCAACAGGAGCCCAAAACGACUUGGAAAAGGUAACAAAAAUGACAUAUGCCCAGGUGGCAGUAUAUGGUUUUAGUGAUAAGGUGGGUCUCCUUUCUUUCCCUCAAAGGGACGAAGGAUUUGAGUUGCUCAAGCCCUACAGCAAUAAGACCGGAGCAAUUAUAGACAAGGAAGUGCGCGAGUGGGUAGCAAAGGCAUACGAACGCACUGUCGAACUUAUAGAGGAACAUAAACAGCACGUAGCCCAGAUUGCUGAACUGUUGCUUGAGAAGGAAGUUCUUCACCAAGAUGACUUGGUUCGAGUUUUGGGUGAGCGACCAUUUAAACCAGCCGAGCUUACAAACUAUGACAGAUUUAAGCAAGGGUUCCAAGAAGAAGAUAACAAAAGUAAGCAGACCCCUGAAAGUGGAACUACGGACGAUGAUAGGUCAUCCCCUCUGGAACCUCAAGUUGUUCCCACAUAAUUACCAAGGAUAUUGUGAUAUGUACAUUGUUUGAUUACUUGUUUUUGUUUUCUUUCGAUGAACUGUUCUAUACAAUUUUCCCCAUUUUAAUGUCAAAUUUUCUCUAGAAAACGUGGAGGGGAAGCAUUCAAGUUCCAUCUCUUAACCACUUUAAUCAGUCUUUGUAUAUUGUUGAAUUUACUUUUUAUUUAUCAUAGAAACUAAUGUUUUCUUCUCCCGUUUCCUUUAGCGUU